Molecule: messenger RNA, 753 nt
Organism: Lolium perenne
Lineage: Eukaryota; Viridiplantae; Streptophyta; Magnoliopsida; Poales; Poaceae
Product: splicing factor U2af large subunit A
Molecular function (GO): nucleic acid binding
Source: RefSeq, a predicted model, not a curated record
CACCGUUCCUUAUAUGCCAAAGAGGCCAAAUCCACCCGUCUCUACCCUGGGCAGUCGAAUCCACGCGAUCCGACGGAGCUGCACGUACAUACUGAAUCGCCGCCGCGUCGCAUGGCCAACCACGGCGACCUCUCCCCGCCGGCUGACGAACGCUCCGAGCAGCAGCCGAUUCCAGUCAUCUACACGUCACGGUACGGCAGAACACCAGAGGGCACUCCAAUUUCCUAUCAACUCUACUACAAACCACUUGCUCCAAGUGCUACUCGGAGACUCGUUUACGAAGAUGGAGCGACAAAGGUGCUACGCUUGAUCAAUAUGAUUUCACCCGAUCAGCUCGAAGAUGAUGAGUAUUAUCGGAAGUUUUGCCUGAGGGUGACCGAAGAAGGGCAGAGAUAUGGUGGCAAACUGGUGAGAACCGUGGUCCCACGGCCUGACCCCAGCGGCGCUCCGGUCGCCGGAGUUGGCAAGGUGUUUCUGGAAUAUGCAGAUCUCGACAGCUCAACAUAUUCCAAGGCGAUGUUGCAUUGGAUGUGGUUUCGCGGGAAGCAUGUGAUGGCCCUGUUCUACCCUGAGGACAAGUUUGCUAAUGGGGACUACGACGGAUAGAACAGAAAUCUGCUCCCUGUGCAUACUCAUUGUUAUCAGUGCAGAGUGUGGCUUUUUCAAAUAAUUAUGUAGGAGACGUUUUCAUUCUUGUGCAUUUGUUUAAAAAAAGUGCACACAGGUCAUUUCUUUAGACCCCACAAAAGGAAA